CAGCCACAUUACUUGGGGUAAAUGCAUUUCAAAACUUGUUGAUCUGUUGAAAUAUAUUUAUGAUGACUUUCAUAGCUCAGCAUUGAUUAACAUAUUUUCAUAUGGAGAAUUACCUUCACACCUACUAAACCAGCAGAAAUCAGACAUGAAUAGCAGAAACAACAUUGAAGCACUUGAAAUGAGAUAUAUUGAUAUCUUCUCAGCACAUGAUAAAAUCCUGUUAUAAGAUAGUCAAAAACAAUAGUACUUCAACCAGUACUGUUAUGUUAUCAUAAAUUAUGAACAAUUAUUUGAUUAGGAGGAGACAGAUCCACUUAGAGUCAGAGAUUAAAAUAAUCUAUACUGAAAUAUGAAAACUCAAAUGCAAUGUGAUUUGAAGAGCUGUGAUCUCCUUGGUCAACUUUGAUCAUUAUUAUGAUUUUUCCUAUCAAAUCCAUAUUAAAAUAUACAUACACAUUUCUGAACCUGGUACUUGGUAUACUUGACCCAUGUUACUAUGUAUAAGAAUAAAAAAUAAAGCUACCUUUUAAAAAUGGGAAAUAUUUAAAUACCACUAACAGUAUACCAAACCAACUAUCAUUAAUGUUAUACUAACAGGAUAUUGUCUAAUAUUUUUAGUCAAGAUCAACAAAAUGAUGCAGAUCAGUCAGAGUCAGAGUAUGGAAUGAAUGUUGCAUGCUCAAAUGAGAUCUCAUUGGAUCGUUCAGUGCUCGACACUAGACUUCCUGAAUGCAAACAUUGGGACUAUCCUCAGUAUCUUCCUUCCACUAGUGUUAUCAUUGUUUUUCAUAAUGAGGGCUGGUCAGUACUGUUAAGGACUGUACAUUCUGUUUUAAACAGGUCUCCAAAGCACAUGUUGAAAGAGGUCCUUUUAGUGGAUGACUUCAGUGACAAACCAGAUUUAAAGGAAAAGCUAGAAAAUUACAUAGAGCAGUUCAAUGGACGUGUAAGACUGAUUAGAAAUACCCAAAGAGAAGGUUUGAUUAGGACUAGGUCUCGCGGAGCACAGGAGGCUAAGGGAGAAGUCAUAGUUUUCUUAGAUGCACACUGUGAGGUGAAUAAAAACUGGCUUCCUCCUCUAUUGGCUCCAAUCUAUGUGAACCGCUCAACAAUGACAGUUCCUGUUAUAGAUGGUAUCGACCACAAGACAUUUGAAUAUCGUCCUGUUUACACAGAGGACAAACAUUUCAGGGGAAUAUUUGAGUGGGGAAUGCUUUACAAAGAGACUGAGGUGCCUGACAGGGAAUUGAGGAAAAGGAAGCACUUCAGUGAACCAUAUAAGAGUCCUACACAUGCUGGAGGGCUUUUUGCGAUAGAUCGAAAGUACUUUCUAGAGUUGGGGGCAUAUGAUCCAGGUCUUCUUGUGUGGGGAGGUGAGAACUUUGAGUUAAGCUUCAAAAUUUGGCUGUGUGGCGGCAGCAUAGAAUGGGUACCAUGUUCUAGAGUGGGUCAUGUCUACCGCAGCUUUAUGCCAUACAAUUUUGGAAGUUUAGCAAGAAAAAAGAAAGGAUCACUUAUCAUUAUUAACUACAAGCGGGUCAUCGAGACCUGGUUUGAUGCCAAAUAUAAGGAGUUUUUUUAUACAAGGGAACCUCUAGCCAGGCAUUAUGAUAUGGGUGAUAUUGCGGAGCAGCUAGCCCUAAAAGAUAGGCUAAAAUGCAAAAGUUUUCAAUGGUUUAUGGACAACAUUGCAUAUGAUGUCCUUGACAAGUAUCCGGAACUACCUCCAAACUUGUAUUCUGGGGAGCUAUGGUCUGUUGCGGUUGACAAAUGCCUCGACACUCUGGGAAGUUCCCCUCCUUCAUUGAUGGCCAUCCAACACUGCCAUGGUUUUGGAAACAAUCAGCUCAUAAGACUGAAUACCAAGGGACAGCUAGGCGUUGGUGAACGAUGUAUUGAAGCUGAUUCCCAAGGUAUCAAACUUCUUCCUUGCCGACUGGGCACCGUUGACGGUCCCUGGAUCUACGACAACAACUCCCACACGCUGAUGCACAAGGUGUACAAAAAGUGCAUGGCAUUGCACCCUCAGACUUCCCACCUAUCACUGAUGCCCUGUGAUAUCAACAACGCAUAUCAGAACUGGUUGUUCCGCGAAAUCAAGCCGAAGGCCUAGGUAUUCGUUUUUAGUAUGGCCAGGGCCAGUGGCCUCUUUCAUUUUCUGCAGGUCAGGGAAUCUAAUUAGGUUAGAACUUUGCCAUGGAAUCUGAUUGAAGUAUUGACAUUAUAUUUUGAGUUCUUUUAAAAUGUAACUUUGCAAACGUAAGUGGUGUCUGUCUCACUAUAAAAUAUAGACCUCUUGAUUCAUUUAUAAAAUAAAAAAUAAAUCGUUGCGCACAUGUCUAUGGUCCAGGGGGAAGUGCGGAUGUACACAAAGAGUGAAAAUGGCCGAGUUUAGGGGACAUAAUAAAUGUUUGCAAGGUAACACGUUCGAAGCGCGAUGGAGUGGCGUAGCAUAUGAUCGCUAUUCGAGGUCGGAGUCGGAUUCUACAGUACUACGAACAUUUCAUUUUAGAAUAUUGUUCAGUGGCAGAUUUAAGAAAGAGGGUCCGGUCGGCACUUUAUAUAUAAAUCAAGUGAUACAUUGUUAGGUUCAUUUGUUUUAUUUGAUUCAGUAAAACAAUCAUGUAACGUUGAAUCCUCAUCUUGUUUUUGGUUCAGAGAGAGUAAUGGUACUUCUCCAUGAGACCUUGCUGUCAGUAAUGAUGAUUACACGAGUUAGUAGUGAAAAACUAAAUAGUUUAUAUGUGAGAUCCGGUAGCUCUCAUUUGAAUGGGAUUCUCAGCAUUUCAGUAAAAAAAAUAAUAUCGUCAACUUUAAAAGCCCAAAUUGAAGACACUGAGAUUCCUCAUAAAUUAAUUAGACAUGUUGAAGUUGUCUUGACCUUCUGCAAAAAAUAGAUAUUGUUUUGACACCGACCUAUAUUUGUUGGUUGUUAUAUGUACAAAUAAAAAUCUGUAUAAAAGUUAUUUAUGUAUAUUGUAUGGUGGUCGUUGAGAGGAUAUGCAUAAUAUGCGCAUGAGAUAUUUGCGUAUUAUAGUUUGACGAAACCAUGAUUAAGGUAUACGCAUUCAACUCCAAUAAUAGCAAGGUUCUGUUCUCGAUCAACCAAGUCAUAAAACAAUGAUCCGUAUACAAUGUGCAAUACUUUGGCUUCCAAAUUAAUAAUACAUAAUUAGAUAAUUUCAGAAGAAUACUAGGAUGAAUUAUAAUAAUAAUCCUUAUACCUUGCUUAUUUGGUGAUGUAUUGUUGGUCAUACCUCUGGUUUGUAUAGUAAUGGAUACUGAGAAAAGAUUAGUCGACACAUUCCAUAUCAUUCUAUUUAUUGAAUACGUUUUUGUUAUGAGCUAUAUUUAGGUUAAGUAAAAGCAGAGGUGAAAAACAGAGAUUGUAGACAAAAUGCUUUUAGUGCGAAAUCUAUUUUUUAUACGUUUUCAACGAAUUUCUAACAACUACAAAGUACCAGACACAAAAUAUAUGGAAUUUGGCCACCGGUCAAUUUGAAUAAAAAUUCGUACAGUAAUAAUUCAUUUGGUGCUGAUCAAAUGCUCCAAUGGGCGCAAAGCAUCUAUUGGAGAUUCAGGGUGUUAAAGUUUAGCCCCUGUAGGUAAGCCUGCCUGCACUAUUUUACGAAAACUAACCGCCCCCUUAGUCGGGUUGGGCUGCUAGUGCGCACACCGAGUCAAUUAAACAGUUUGGUCGGUGAAGAGUGCCCAGACCAGCCAACAGUCGGCAGACGCCGACUACCAUAUUCCGAACGAUAAUAGUUUGUAUCUGAGUAUUAAAAUAGGACCAUAUAAAGUCACUAAGUUCCGUUAGUACAUUGGAAGCGAUUUAGUUUUCGUAAAAUAGUGCAGGCAGGCGAACCUACAGGGGCUAAGGCACCAAACUUUAACACCUUAUAUCUCCAAUAAAAAGCAUUGGAACUUGAUUAGCACAACAUGAACUGUCACUAUAUGAAUUUUCUGCAAAAUUGGCCAGUGGUUAAAUUUAAUACAUUUUGUGCCUGGUGGUGCUGUCUUAAUUUAUACCUGUUUUUGUUUAUAGCCUUGCUUAGAAAUUUAUUAUAUACAUAUCAGUGGCGGUUACUUUAGAGUAAUUGAAAAACUAAUCUUGCUAAUCGAAGUAUGGUUCAAUAGGUAAUGCUGAAAGGUUUUUGCUUUGUUUUAUUUUUUUAUAGGAAUUGAAGACACAAGCCGAUAAAGGUGUCAUGUAACAUUUUUUUUAAUUGUUUUUUUGCAUUAAACUAAUCUUAAGAAGUGAUUCUUUCAUUCUGUGAUUACUUUGUUGCAAAAACAAGAUCUUAAAAGAUCUUAUUCUGCUGGUAUUCUUAUUAAAAAUGACUUAGAGAAACGUUGAUAGUAGAGACCUACCUUAUUGCCCCAACAAUAUUAUGAGCAUAAUUUCCAGACUCAACGUUUGGACUUCAUAUGAUAAACUAGAAAAAAUCUUUAAAACGCAGUAUUUUCUGUUUUCUUACAUAUUUAUAAACAAUACGUUUGACAGAUGGGUCUGACAUUGACCUGACCAGUUAGGUGUCGCGCGUGUUGUCAAAUCGUAUGUUGCUUGCGGAGGCUGGCGACGUCGUUGUGGCGUCUCAAUAAGGGAGGACUGUAAAGGAUGCUAUAAAAGUAGGAGGAACGUUUUCUACGAUCUUCCUUUGCAUUAUCUGGCACUUGAUUUUUUGUUAGCCAUUAGGUUAUGAGUAAACUGAUUCAAAUUUAGGAAACAUAUUUAUGGUGUAUGGUGUUACUUCACAUAACGGCUGAAAAAUGCUUGUAUAUCUUCCUGAGAAUUAUACUCUAUUACAAUAUCCUUAUGUCCUAUGUACUUAUAGUUUUCAUGACUACAGUGUGGCUUUUCGAGGGCCUAUUAUGAAUGAAAUAUUAAAGAAAAUGUGCAAAAUAUAGAAGAAAAAUGUAGCAGGGUAUUCGAAAUCAAUCAUAAAAUUUCGUUUGUAGGUUCUCUUUCUAUUUAGAUUUUGUAAUUGUAAAUUACAGUUGUUUCCAUAUUUUUAUAUAAUAACCUACCACUAUUUAUUAAAAAUAAAUAUAGG
Messenger RNA from Acanthoscelides obtectus, 5054 nucleotides. NCBI's taxonomy places the organism in Eukaryota, Metazoa, Arthropoda, Insecta, Coleoptera, Chrysomelidae. The record is from the annotation of a GenBank genome assembly.